Molecule: messenger RNA, 678 nt
Organism: Sordaria macrospora k-hell
Lineage: Eukaryota; Fungi; Ascomycota; Sordariomycetes; Sordariales; Sordariaceae
Source: RefSeq, a predicted model, not a curated record
AUGACGGACCAAACUCCAACUCUUACUACCAGUGCCCCAACCCCGACUCUACUACCGAGAAUUACCAUCCGCUUUUGUACUCAGUGCAAGUGGAUGCUAAGGGCAGCUUAUUACGCCCAAGAACUCCUCUCAACCUUCUCCACUUCCCUAGGCGAAGUCGCUCUCCAGCCCUCAACAGGCGGCACGUUUGUCGUAGACAUCACCUACUCCAACUCCACAAUCAACAUGGACAAUCAAAACCAAACCCCCACCGACCCCGAGAUUCAAACCAAGACACUCUGGGACCGCAAAACAGACGGCGGCUUCCCCGAAACCAAGGAACUCAAGCGCCGCGUGCGAGACGUUAUCCAACCGGACAGGAACCUGGGGCAUGUUGAUCGGGAUUAUGGCUCCAAUAAGUCUGCUGCUACUGAAGCUGCCCCUGCUUGUUCUUCCAAAAGUGGCGCUGGCAAGACGGAGUGUGCUGAUUGCGAUAACUUGACGGAGGAGACUUAUAGGGAUGUUGAGGGGGGUCAUUCAUUCGGUGUUGGGGAUGGAAGCGGGCAGCAGACUAAGACGGAGAAAACGGAGUCGGUGGGAGCGGGGGGAAGUGGUGGAAAGGAACAGGAGAGCGGAGAGAAGAAGGCGGCUGGUACGGACUGGAUGAGUGAGGAGACUUAUCAGGACUUGGAGCAGUAG